AUGAAAGCUCGAGUAAAUCAACAAACUGAUCAAGUGAAGAUCAAUAUCAUUUCAUCUCCUCACGAUUUCAGUCAUCUUGAAGAAGAACUUUGUCUUCUUAUACAAGCACCAAUUCACCAAAAUAUAGCUAAAUCACUUUGUGACAUAUUGGAGAAAGUUGAUAAUGGCAUACUUCACGGAAAAUUGGCUAUUAUGGUUGUCGAUGGUUCGAUUCCUCUUGGCGAUGAUCCGGCAAAAGCAUCAGAUGAAUUCAAACGACGUGGUAUUGUUUUAAUUGUUGUUGCUAAGGGUAGACCUCGUUAUGAUAUUUCGUAUUUUUAUAAUAAUUUAGCUCGUAAUACGGGUGGUGAAUAUAUAUUAUUGGAAGAUGUAUCACGUAUAUGCUCAAGUGUUAUCGAUUCAUCAAUUGUUAGAGUAGAUGCAGAUCUUUGUAUGGAUUUAGCAUAUAUGUCAACUACGACAAGUGUUAUUGAUAAUACCGAUGAUCAAAAUGAAAUAACAGACGGUGUUGGAGAUUUGGCUUUUGAUCAUGAUUUUAUAUUAAUGUUACAAAUGUUAUUAUUUUUUUUUAUUGACAGUCGUUUAGUAUGA
This is a messenger RNA of Adineta steineri, 591 nucleotides long. The record is from the annotation of a GenBank genome assembly. NCBI's taxonomy places the organism in Eukaryota, Metazoa, Rotifera, Eurotatoria, Adinetida, Adinetidae.